AUGGAUUCUGUCCGUGCCAAGCACGCGGCGGAGCUGGAGGCUAAACGUAAAAAGCUAGAGGAGAUUCGCAAGCGUAAAGCCGCAGUACGUGCUGCUGAGGAGUCAUCUACAGCGUCUGAGAGCGUGAAUGAAGCUAUUGGCCAGCAGGAAAACAAAUUUGACGAUUUUAUUCAAAAUAUCCUCAAGACGUCAGACAAGGAGGAGCGGACCAAAGACGAGGACACGAAGGGUAACAAUGACAAUGCAUUGACUCACACUCUUUCAUUAGCGGAAAAGCUUUCGUCUUUGUCUACGAUUAAUAGUGUGGCUGAGAUGCAUAUCCAGCCGACGCUAGUUGAGAUGUAUGCGAAACACACACAGACGGACAUAACGCUCGAGAACGAAAUUAUUACACAAGGAGAUAACGUUGAUAUAGAAUCAAACAAUACAAAGAUUCCGACGUCACCAAAGCGUGUGGAUAAUGUGGAUGGAUUGUCUUCUUCAGGGAAUCGCGAUGUGAUGGAAAUGGAAACAUCCACAAGCACCGAAACGACCACGUUGACAGAAGAGGAAAAAAGUCUAUUGAUGCAGUCUGAUGCUAUGGAGGCCUUUUUGCUUAAGUCUUCGAGAGUGAUUGAGCGUGCUUUAAAUACGUCUACGAAAUUUGAUAUUAUGGUUGAUUACGGUGCAGACGUGGACCUUGAUAGUGCCGUAGAAGAAGCCACCGAAUCCUUGAAGCAGCAGUACGUCUUUACGGACCCUCAGUGGUCAAAACAUCGUGCAGUUACUGAUAUCGACGUCUCUCCGUUCUAUCCGGAGCUGAUACUCGUGUCGUACUCUGCCCGAAAUUUCCUAGAGGAUGCAGACAAAGAUGAUAGCGAUACGGCCCAUUGGGACACGAUAGGAAAGUCUGCUAUGGCUGCGCUUACUCAAGUGGCGUCAACCACAGAUGGUGUUGUACUUUUGUGGUCUACAACCUUGCCGACCCGACCUGAGUAUCGAUUCACAUGUCACUCGCAGGUUACUAGCGCGUGUUUUAAUCCAUUUGAUAGUCACAUUAUCAUUGGAGGUACUUAUUCAGGUCAAGUUGUGGUCUGGGAUACUCGUGCGAUGAAUGCUCCUGUUCAAAAGACAGCAUUAUCAGCAUUCAGCCACACACAUCCGAUCUACGCGAUGGCUGUUGCAGGUACCAAAACGUCGUAUACGCUUAUCUCUGCAAGUACGGACGGCCGGGUGUGUGUAUGGGAUCUUGAUCACCUGCAAAAGCCUCUGGACAUGCUGGAUUUACGUAUUGCUCUUUCAAUCGUAUCCAAUUACUCGUCCAUCAAUUCGUCGGACAAGAAAAUGGAAGCCUCAGUGACAUCGUUUGCAGUUUUAGGCAAAGAGAUUAAAGAGUUAUUUGUCGGUACCGAAAGGGGUAAGUUAUACUCGACAAAAGUGGAUCAAUCAAAAAAGAAGAGUGGCGUAAGUGAUGACAGCACUAGCUUAGAGAUUGACAAGAAGAACAGAAGCAGUUUACUUGGUAGUAGUACGGGUGACCUCGUCCGUGAAGUGAUUGUCGAGGCCGUAUCCAAAGAAGCGUCUCAUUUUGGACCAGUUACAGCGAUGCAUUUUAACCCGUUGUUGCCAAUGCAUCGUGAUAGUCUGUUGCUUACGUGCUCAUUAGAUUCGUCAGUUAUGCUCUGGAGUCUCGAGCGUCCAGACAUUCCAGUGCUUUCGUUUGAGCCCUCAAGUGAAUACGUUAACGAUGUGCGAUGGUCCCCAAUUCACCCAGCACUCUUUGCGGUAGCUGACAGUAGCGGUACAGCGAGUUUCUGGAAUAUUUUGAAGGAUGUUGAAGUUGCUGUAAUCUCGGAGAAGAUUAGUGAGAAAGCUCUAAACAAGAUUCGAUGGAGCCCUGACGGCAAGAGUGUGAUAACUGGAGAUGCCAUGGGCAAAUCUUACAUUUACGAAGUGCCGUCCGAUAUUGCACUUGCUGCACCUGACGAUUUGUCGCUUCUCGAGAGUAAAGUGGCAGCUCUUCUCGCUGCUACAGCACUAAUAAAAUCUUGA
Messenger RNA from Plasmopara halstedii, 2031 nucleotides. RefSeq names its product Cytoplasmic dynein intermediate chain. Gene Ontology annotation, molecular function: dynein heavy chain binding; dynein light chain binding. Lineage: Eukaryota; Oomycota; Peronosporomycetes; Peronosporales; Peronosporaceae. The record is from RefSeq and is a predicted model, not a curated record. The transcript has 3 exons. Bases 1 to 2031 code for a protein of 676 amino acids. Gene Ontology annotation, cellular component: cytoplasmic dynein complex. Gene Ontology annotation, biological process: transport along microtubule.